Neurospora hispaniola is the source of this 2499-nucleotide messenger RNA. Its product is annotated as WD40-repeat-containing domain protein. Gene Ontology annotation, molecular function: protein binding. The record is from RefSeq and is a predicted model, not a curated record. The transcript is spliced from 2 exons. Bases 96 to 2363 code for a protein of 755 amino acids. Lineage: Eukaryota; Fungi; Ascomycota; Sordariomycetes; Sordariales; Sordariaceae.
UUCCCCGUCCCAUUCGGCGCAAUCCUCUCGGCGCUCCUCCUACUCCAGCCCUCCUUUGUCGGCCCUUACCACAUACUCGAAUCCGACCCUCAACUAUGGAGGCACACGCUCGCGCAACCGCCUCGAUGGAGGAAGCCCAGUCUCCCCACGCCGCCGAGUCCUCGACCAAGACGAACCGUCGCCGCGGCCACAGUCUCAGCGUGUCACCCCCCUGGCACACCGCAAAGUCGACGACACACAACCAUGGGCCAAGAGACUCGACCCUCCAGCACAGCAUCUUCGCUCAAAACCAUGGCCCCUUCCGCAGUCACCGCCAGAACAGUGCCGCGAGCGACGACGCCGUCCCCGCCCAUCCCAAACAGGGGCACAAGUUGAAGGGCAUGCUGCGCCGCGCCUCUGUCUCCUUUCGUUCCGGUGUGAAGGGCAUCGUCCAUAGGAGGACCUCCGUUCCGAACACUCCGACUUUUGAGCCGGACGCCGGUGCCGGUCCUUCUCAGCCGUCUGCAACUGCUCGUCCCACCACUGCGCAUUCGACCUGGAACAAACUGCGUCAAGCUACGAGCUUCCACCGCCAUUCCCGUAGAAUGUCUGUCCACCACGGCGAAUACCCCUUCGGUCACAUUGCCCUCCAAUCACCGCCUCUUCCCGUACCCGGCUCCGGCGAGCAACCUCCGAUCAUCCCCCGUAAUACCGGUGCUGCUGCACGGCAAGCCGCCGCGAGUGCAGGUCACGGCCUCGAGAUGAUCAAUAUUCCUGCACCCCGACCAUGGGCGAACGACGGCAUGGACGACUACGAGAGUGGAAUUGGCAUUGCCGUCACGAGAGGCAGAUCGUCCGAGUCUGACGUCUUCAUGGAUGGCGUUGAUUCCGAUGUCGACAUUGAGCUGAACAGUCCCUCUCCCAACGACGAGGUGGACAUCAUCAAGGUCGACUUCAUCUCCCAACUACCUCUUGAACUCGGAAUCCAUAUCCUGGGACAAUUGGAUGCGUCAUCGCUGGCUUCGGCUUCCCUCGUCAGUAGGUCAUGGAACCAUGCUGCUAGGAACCAGCAUAUUUGGCGCGAGUCUUUCCUCCGGGAGAAGACCACCACCUACGCCACGAGCGGAGCCGUCAAGCCGGGAACCGGUCUUGGCGUGCCAGCCAUCCGCCCUGGCAACGACUGGAAGGAGAUCUACAGGGUCAGAGAAGAACUUGACAAGAGAUGGAAGGAGGGCAAAGCUCGUCCUAUUUACCUCCAUGGCCAUACGGAUAGUAUCUACUGCUUGCAGUUUGACGAACACAAAAUUAUCACCGGUUCUCGUGACAAGACCAUCCGUGUCUGGGACAUGAAGACUUACUCCUGCAAGCUUGUCCUGGGUCCGCCCGAGAUCAUCAACGACUCGGACUUGUCCCUCCUCCACGACGAAGCUGGCAAUCCCAUUCACUAUGCGACCCUUCCCGAGCUCGACCCCCACCCCUCAGCCAGCGGUCAAAUUCAAACCCCCGCCAGGAGUCACUUCUCCUCACCGGCCCUCUUCUCACCCCCCAUUUUCCACCGGGCUUCCAUCCUCUGCCUCCAGUACGACGACGAGAUCCUCGUUACCGGCUCCUCCGACGCCACCUGUAUCGUUUACGAUAUCGCCUCUGGUUACCAACCCGUCUGUCAACUCCGUCACCACUCCGCCGCCGUCCUCGACCUUGUCUUCGAUGACAAGCACAUCGUCACCUGCUCCAAGGACGUGUCCAUCUGCGUCUGGGACCGUGCCACGGGCGCUCUGCUCAAACAACUCCGCGGCCACACCGGUCCCGUCAAUGCCGUGCAAAUGCGCGGCAACACCAUUGUCUCCUGCUCAGGUGACUUCCGCGUUAAGCUCUGGAACAUCGAAACCGGCAAGCAGAUCCGCGAGUUCCUGGGCCAUACCAAGGGUCUCGCCUGCAGCCAGUUCUCAGAGGACGGACGGUACGUCGCCUCCGCUGGCAACGACCGCGUCAUUCGCAUCUGGGACGCCAACACGGGCGAAUGCGUGCGCGAGAUGAAAGCGCAUGGCGAUCUGGUCAGAAGUCUGCAUGUCGACAGCGUGUCGGGCAGGUUAAUCUCUGGAAGCUACGAUACGGAUAUCAAGGUGUGGGAUAUGGACACGGGUGCCCAGCUGCUCGAUUUCCCGCAGUGGCAUAAUAGCUGGGUGCUAUCCGCCAAGAGCGAUUACAGGCGUAUUGUCAGCUCCGGACAGGAUCCAAAGAUUCUCAUCAUGGAUUUCGGUGCGGAUGUGAAGGGGAUUGAGAUGCUGGAGACUCCUGCCCCAAAAGUGGUGCCGCAACAUCAGCAGCAGACGAACAAUCAGGUUGCUGUGCCCUCGGAGCAAGGGCCGGGCGGGUAUUUUUGAUGAGGUUCGAUGGGACGAGACAAAAUGAGAUGCUUGCAUGAUCAUGGGCGGCGUUUUCAGGAAACCGGAUACGGGAACUGGUCUGGAGUCCUCUGGACUGAACCGGACUGGACUAGUUGGAUCAAUCACCGACGGG